Molecule: messenger RNA, 4242 nt
Organism: Gasterosteus aculeatus aculeatus (three-spined stickleback)
Lineage: Eukaryota; Metazoa; Chordata; Actinopteri; Perciformes; Gasterosteidae
Source: RefSeq, a predicted model, not a curated record
UCCGGAGGAUGCGCACAUUCUCAGAAAUAAGGGGGGAGGUUUGGAGCAGCUCGUACUCUCGUCGUUUAACCGCAUUUAUCCGCCAGGAAUCUUCCGAAAAAUACUUUCUAGGAUCAGUUGAAGUACGAGUCUUUUACAGACGCGACACGCCGAGCGAGAUUUAGCCUGCAUAUAUUUUGUUGGAGUGAGUUUGAACAACUUCGCGGUUCAGUUUUCGGAGGUGAGGCGACUUCGUUUCACUGCGAGCGAAAGGUUUUUGGGGCAUAAAGGGACCAGGGCGAGAAGUACCGCGCAGGCUUCGGAUGAGGUGAACGCGAGCUCGAGCACAGAAACGCAAACGCUGAUUAGGAAGUUUCUCUUCCGCUUCUUUUGCUCAUUUGGGAUUUUUUUUUGCGGUGUGGGCGACGCACGUUUUUUUUUUUCUUCUUCUUCUCUCACGCACACGUUCUGCAAAGAUCUUCAUUAUUUUUCACGGACUUCACGUCAACAUCUGGAUUUGCUGUGGCGCAAACCGUGUUUCUGCGGAGUGUUCCCUGUCCGACGCACACUGGCUGCUUCACAGCCCCCCGCCGGUGAGUUUUUUACUGCGAAUGACCCGUUGCUGAUGCCCCGGCGGCCUGAAUGGAGUUGCAGUCGCAGAAAAGGCAGCAGCUGUAGUUCCCUCAGCAGGAUGCUGAUGAGGCCAAAUAUACUUCUGUGUCUGGUUCUAUUCUCCCAAGUCUUAAGGACGCAGAGCCGGCCGGCCAACAAUGACGAAGCCUCGGUGGAAACCCAGGUGGAGCUGUUCACUCUCUAUCUCGGGGGUAGUUUGGACCUGAGCUGCUCCGCCAAAGACUCCCCCCAUGCCGUCAACUGGACCAAAGACCACGAGGCCGUGGUGGAUGGAGAACACACGCGCAUCCGCGGCGUCCAGCUGGUGAUCGAGGCGGUGGAGCUGACGGACUCCGGCCUGUACGCGUGCACCACCUUCGGCAACCACAGCAACUACUUCAACGUCACAGUUGAAACCUUGGCCUCAUCUGAGGACGAUGAUGAAGAGGAAGAGUCGUCAUCAGAGGAAGCCAAACUCUUGGGCAGUCAAAAACUGCUGCCUAUGGCCCCAGAAUGGACUCAUCCAGAGAAAAUGGAGAAGAAGCUUCAUGCCGUCCCGGCCAGUAAGACGGUGAAGUUCCGAUGCCAGGCCAGCGGCAACCCGACGCCGAGCCUGAAAUGGUACAAGAAUGGCAAGGAGUUCAAGAGGGACCAUCGCAUUGGAGGCUUCAAGGUCCGUGACCACGUCUGGACCAUCAUCAUGGAAUCUGCUGUGCCCUCUGACAAAGGAAACUAUACCUGUUUGGUAGAAAACGAGUACGGCAGCAUCAAUCACACCUACCAGCUCGACGUAGUCGAGCGUUCUCCCCAUAGACCGAUCCUGCAGGCCGGCCUGCCGGCUAACCGCACCGCAGUGGUUGGCAGCGACGUGGAGUUUGAGUGCAAGGUGUUCAGCGACCCCCAGCCUCACAUCCAGUGGCUGAAGCACGAGGAGUUCAAUGGAAGCCGACUUGGUCCUGAUGGUUUAGCGUAUGUCCGUGUUCUCAAGCACUCUGGGGUCAAUAGCUCGGAUGCUCAGGUGCUGACCCUCUACAAUGUGACUGAGGAGGAGAGCGGGGAGUAUAUAUGUAAAGUGUCCAAUUAUAUAGGAGAGGCCAAUCAGUCGGCGUGGCUGACGGUCACCAGAUAUGCGCCCACAGCGGUCCCACACUAUCCUCCAGCCAGCGACACCUACCUGGAGGUGGUAAUCUACUGCGUGGGCUUCUUUCUCAUUGUGGUCAUGAUUGCCAUCGCAAUUCUAGUGAAGAAUCGCACCUCAUCAAAGAAGAGCGACUUCAACAGUCCGCUGGCCGUCCACAAGCUGGCCAAAAGCAUCCCGCUGCGCAGACAGGUAACAGUGUCCGUGGACUCGAGCUCCUCCAUCCACUCCGGGGUGAUGCUGGUUCGUCCGUCCCGCCUCUCUUCCAGCGGAUCUCCAAUGCUGUCCGGGGUGUCCGAGUAUGAACUACCCCAGGAUCCCCGCUGGGAGCUGCCUCGGGACAGACUGGUUCUUGGAAAGCCGCUGGGCGAAGGCUGCUUCGGUCUGGUGGUGAUGGGAGAGGCACUGGGUCUUGACAAAGAAAAACAAAACCGCGUGACCAAGGUUGCGGUCAAAAUGUUGAAAUCUGACGCCACAGAGAAAGACCUGUCAGACCUGAUUUCAGAGAUGGAGAUGAUGAAGAUCAUUGGGAAGCACAAGAACAUCAUUAAUCUGCUGGGAGCUUGCACACAGGAUGGUCCUCUGUAUGUGAUCGUAGAGUACGCGUCCAAGGGCAACCUGCGUGAGUACUUGCGAGCUCGGCGCCCACCAGGCAUGGAGUACUGCUACAACCCGGACCAGGUUCCCGUAGAGACCAUGUCCAUCAAAGAUCUGGUGUCCUGUGCCUAUCAAGUGGCCCGAGGCAUGGAGUACUUGUCCUCUAAAAAGUGCAUCCACAGGGACCUCGCCGCUCGCAAUGUUUUGGUAACCGAGGACAACGUGAUGAAAAUAGCAGACUUCGGCCUGGCGAGAGAUAUCCACCACAUUGAUUACUAUAAGAAGACCACCAAUGGUCGUUUACCUGUCAAGUGGAUGGCUCCCGAGGCUCUGUUUGAUCGGAUAUACACCAACCAAAGCGAUGUCUGGUCAUUCGGGGUUCUGCUUUGGGAGAUCUUCACCCUGGGGGGCUCUCCAUACCCCGGAGUCCCAGUGGAGGAGUUGUUCAAGCUGCUGAAGGAAGGUCACCGAAUGGACAAGCCUUCAACAUGCACUCAUGAACUAUACAUGAUGAUGAGGGACUGCUGGCAUGCUGUUCCUUCGCACAGACCCACAUUCAAACAGCUGGUUGAGGACCUUGACCGCUGCCUGGCCAUGACAUCCAACCAGGAGUAUUUGGAGCUGUCUGUACCUCUGGACCAAUAUUCCCCCAACUACCCCGACACCCGCAGCUCCACGUGCUCCUCGGGGGAGGACUCUGUCUUCUCCCACGAUGCCGGAGCAGAGGAGCCCUGCCUGCCAAAGUUCCCUCCCCACUCCAAUGGGGCAGCCAUCAAGAAACGCUGACACCUCGUCCGGAUUCAGAAAAAAAACAUUGACAUUUCCUCCGCUCCUUGCCUCAUGGGGUUGGACUCUACCCCACAUUCCCAGAGAUGAAGCUAAAAAACACUCAGUGCCCUGUGAGAAAGGAGCUCGGAGAGACUCGUCGUAGAACUUGCUUGAUCACAUGGACCGAGGAGUUAAUCUGAGUCUCCACAGUUCUUGGUCGGUGACGAUGUCAAUGGGGCACUUUGUAUUACCGGGCUUGGCAGUGUGGCGCAGUGUUGGGAGAGAAACAAAUUAGAGCAGACUCCCACUGUUCUUUCCAGUUUGGGCAUUCCACAGGUCAGGAGAUUGAAAAAGGACGUUUUGUUUUUUUGUUUUUUUCUUCCUCCCCUUCAUUGUUGUUUCAUCAGUACUGAAGGACAAUAUUCUGCUUUUCUGACCAAAUCCAGAGAAUAUCCUACCAGAGGACACGCAGUCCUCUGCAUCAUUCACUAUCUUAUUGUAAAUACAGUUAGGAAAUUAUAAAUAUAUAUUUACAUUGUACUCUUAUUUUUAUUACCAUAAUUGAUUUGUUUUCUUUUGUACGAGGAUGCUUUUGUUUGAUCCAUUUUUAAUAUAGUCGGUAGGGGCAGUUGUUACAUAAGAAUAUCUCUAAAUUGCGGAGGAUGACGUCGCCAGUUUGUUUUUGCUGAUUUCCCCUAAACCUACUGCAUAAUCAACGAUGACAAAAAUAUAUAUAUUGGGUUUUUUGUUUUUCAACUGCAAGUGCUUUUCAUGACACAAACCUGCAAUACAGCGUAACUCAGCGUUUGGGGUUUUCUCUCCAUCAGAAAAGAUUUGUGAAAAUAUGUGUUGUGUGACUGGCUGGAUGUAUGUGGAACAUUGGAUGUCUCAUUCAAUGUCCACUGAUUCCAAGGAUGGUCACGACUAUAAAUAUUCCUGGUUGUAUGCCAUGCUUGUUAAGAUCCAGAGUCAUUCGCUAACAUCAUGCACUUCCACUGUGCAUGCCUUCCAUGUGAUGAACUUGUCUCCUACUGUAAAUGCUUUAACAGGAGUUACAUUUCCUGCCAUAUAACUUCUGAUGAAGGGUUGCAGAACACGUAUUUCAUCGUAAAAGGAUUACAUUAAAUAAAAUGCUAUCGAAAAACAAA